AUGGGGCUACAUAACUUGUUCUUAUUCGCCCAGUGUUGUUUCUACCUGCUUUUGUUUAUUAUGUCAUUCUUUGCAUGCAUCCCUGCCGGGGUGAAUGUCAGCAAUUUCAAUGGACACUGCUUACUUUACGCCAGAGGAGAAUGGACAAAAGAAGCCACUACCAGUAACUUAGAUCACAUUGACUGGGGACCAGACAGUGCCUGCAAUUUUACAGUAUUUAUCGGCGUGGUAUCCCUAAUAAUAGCCUUGUUUUAUUUAGUAUGGAUAUCAGUGAUGCUGGCAAGAAGCAUAGAAUGUUCGUGGCUGGAAGCAUUUGUGAACUCUGUGGUCAAUUCUGUCAUGUGUAUCUGCUUUUUUUCAACUGCCUUAACUGUGAGUGUGGGCUUUAGGCAGUGGUGUAAAUUUGUUACAGACCCCAGAUCGGGCAUUGAGAGGUGUGAGCAAGGACAGUACAUCCCAUUUGGGUUAUCUGUGAGUGUUGACACAAGCAAUUAUUUUAUUCAGUGGCAGAUUACACAGUUUGGAGUAUGGGCUGGCUGGAUACUUUGGCUUGUCUUAGCCAUUAUGUCUCUGAUCAGAGUGUACAACUACCACAGACAAGAGGCCUUUAUGAUCAGUGUCAACAGAGAGAGACAGCGUCUGCUGGCAAAAGUUGGACACCCCGCUGACCCAGUUUGA
This is a messenger RNA of Candidula unifasciata, 678 nucleotides long. The record is from the annotation of a GenBank genome assembly. NCBI's taxonomy places the organism in Eukaryota, Metazoa, Mollusca, Gastropoda, Stylommatophora, Geomitridae.